Prunus armeniaca (apricot) is the source of this 294-nucleotide messenger RNA. The record is from the annotation of a GenBank genome assembly. NCBI's taxonomy places the organism in Eukaryota, Viridiplantae, Streptophyta, Magnoliopsida, Rosales, Rosaceae.
AUGCAUGCCAAGCUAAUUGCACUAAGAGAGGGCUUAGCCUAUGUUGGCAAGUGGUCAAGUCUGGUGUGUCAUAUCGAAUGGGAUUCUCAAGGUGUGUUACACUCAAUACAACAGGGCCAAGCUGAUCUGUCCCACCUAAGAUGCUUAAUUGAGGAUUGUAAAGCACUUUGGGCCAAACAAGAGAUUGUCUAUUUGAGGUAUAUGGAGAGGGAUGCUAAUGGGGUUGCAACUUGCUAUGCUCUGUACUCCCAGGGAAUGGCAGAAUGGGUUAUUGAUCCACCAGAUUUCCUAUAG